UUUAAACAUACUUUUCGUUAUUAUUUUUUUAAAACGUAUUUAAAAAAAAAAUUAUUUUUUAAUUUGUUACUUUUUAAUUUUGUAAUUAAUUUCUUUUUUGUAAUUCAGAAAAAUUGAUUUUUCAAUUGAGGGAAAUAAUUUAUAAAAUUAAAAUUAUUUACUUUAACUUCCGUUGACAUAGGACAUUGUUCACAAAUUACGUCACACUCCUAGGCGCGGGGUCAACCUGCCCAUGAUGAAUUGUGGUUAAAAAUCAAAUUUAUAAAUAUCAAAACGUGACGUAGGGAUAGGUCAAAAUUGGGUACCAAAUAGCGUGACGUAGUUUGUGAACGACCUCGAUUUUUCCUUUGGGGUUUUUUUUUACAUAUCGUCACAAAUGAGAGACGUAUUUUUUUCUCGAUAUUUAAUUUAUAUAGUGUAGGUAAAAAUUUAAAAUAUCUAUAACUGAUAUUGUUUUCGAAAAAAUCGACAAAUAUUUACGAUAGAAAAAAGUUCUCCUGGGUCAAAAUGACCCAAUUUGUCAACGGAGGGAUAAGUUACUUUUUGUAAUCUAAGAUAGUUGGAGUAAAUUAUUUUUUGCGUUUAAUUAUAUUUUCUACUACAAAAUUACUUUUUUCACUCAUUAAAUUUUGUUAUAUUAAAAAAAAAUCUUUUACAAUCCAAGGAAAUUAUUAAUUAUUUUUUUCAUUAACUACUGUACUUAGAAAAAUUAUUUUUUUUAAUUAAAUUUUUUCUUCUAAAAUUCAAAUGUUUUUUCAUCUCAAUUAUAUGAUCGUGAAACCCAAUGUUUCGGUAAAAGUUGAUGUCUGUUAUGCAAAAAACUUUUGUACCUAUUUUGCAUUCGUGCAAUGCUCGAGGAACUUGAAAAGUGAAGCAUAGAAAUUGUGUGAGUUUUGUUAAAGAUAAUUGUGUGUGAUGGUAAAAAUGAAAAUCAGCGGGAAACUCUUUUGCUCAGUUUAAGGAUGUCUGUAUAGUUCUCUGCGUGAAAGAGCGCAGCAUGUAGAUGAGAACUUUUCAGAAUCAGUUUUCAAGAGAAAAGGCUUGGAAUCUGCUGAGAAUACGAGGUCGCAUUUUGGAUGAGAAAAAAUAUUGGACUGCUUCUCAAGAAUGGUGGGAAGUGACUGGAAACUUGAAGAAGUUGUUGCAGAAUGAAAACAAAUGCAAUGGAGAAGAUUCCUGAAGGCUGAAGGAAGGUCUUCAGAGAGUGGAGAUGCAGUCAAUGAUCUCGGUCUUAGGCGUCAUCGCCGUUUUAUCAUUCAUAAUUACAACCACAGCAGAAAUGGGAAUCGGCUCCGGUGAACACGACAUCAAUCAUCCUGAACAGGGGAAUCGACACUCAUCUAUAAACAUUGCAAACAAGACGAUCAAUGAAACAUCAAGAAAAAUGUCCAACGAAAUUGGUUACGAAUCGUUGACGAUUUUUCGAGAAUUCGAGGCACUUGAAAAAGGGACGGCGUCCAGGGCCAAUUUAGCAGAACGACUACGCGACAUUGUAAAUAAUCAAAAUUCUAAUUUGACACAUGAAAUGGAAAUUGGUUCAAUUAAUGAGAAAAGUUAUCAUCAAAAUCUUGGAGGAUUCUUGAGAAAAAGUCUACGAAAGAAGUCGAAUUUCAACUCGAUGAUGAAGAAUCACUCUCUUCCGGAAUCUUCUCUAGAGAGUCCCUUAGAGAGUAGUCUGGAAUUUCCAAGUUACGAUCCAGCAAGGGUGGCAUCGGUCGUUUCGUUUGCCAGCGACGUCGAUGAAUUCCUACGGGAGGAAGGUGGUUUCAAGCCAAAUUCUUUGGUGAGAACUUACACUGAGGAUCACGUUGGAGAAGAAAACUUUGAGGAUCAAAGUCAUCGACAUUCUCAACUUACGUCCACUGGCUUUACAGUUACAGAGAAGCAUCAUGUCCCAACGGAGGUGGAUUCGUUGUUUCUUGUUGUCGAUAGAAAGUCGUCUGAUGAAAAAAUAGCAUCUUCUCAACUUCCACAAUUGUAUUAUGUUUCCGAUCCAUUGGUACAAGGGAACAAGGACCAAGGCACAAAAAAUGACGAACAAAAACUUUUUACCGAUGAAAUUGAACAUUUUGCCAAAGGUCUUGAUUCUAUUGAACAUGAAUCGACGCGGAAAAAUCAGGAAAGCAAAUCGCCGAAUGAGUUUUUAAAUGGAAAGAGCGGAUCCUUUCGUGAGAUAAAAUCUUCCAAAGUCAUAAAUAACCAUCGGCAGCCGAAUCAAUUGAUCCUUAGUGGAAAAAUCGCUCAGCCGAAAAUUUCCAGUCACUUGGGAAAAUAUACUCCGUAUUUUGAAGACGGAGACGAGCCACAAAAUGUCACUGCUAGAAUUGGAAAUACCGUUGUUCUUGAUUGCAAAAUAGGAAUGCUGAGCAAUAAAACGGUCACAUGGUCAUAUCACAGCACCGACGUCAUUCGAUUGCUGACUGUUGGGCGUAUGGUUUAUAGUGUAGAUCAAAGAAUCAGUCUUUCCUUUCGAUAUCCAACGAAUUGGAGACUGAAGAUAAAAUAUGCCUUACCACGUGAUUCAGGGUUAUAUGAGUGUCAAGUGGCCACCUAUCCUCAAAAUUUAGUAAAAAAAGUCAAUCUACUUAUCACUGCGCCAAUUCUAGCCAUAAUGGACGACUCCGGAAGAAUAAAGUCCGGAGAAAGACACCUGAAAGCAGGAAGCGCGUUAAGACUGAGAUGUGAGGCAAGAGAUGUUCUUGAGCAACAUAAUGAGACUGUCAUAUGGACCAGAGGAGAUGAAAUUCUUACAGAGGACGUCAGCGAAAAUAGAACAACAGAAAUAUUGAAUGAGAGAGAGAUACAAGUGAUUAUUAGUACAAUAGUUGUGGAAAGGGCUACAUCCAAACACGCUGGUAAUUACAGUUGUGUGGUACCUGAAAAAGCUAAAUCGACGGUUGCAGUUCACGUUUUAAACGGAGAAUUGCCAGCGGCAGUUCACGAUGGAAGCGGAGUUUCACGAUCCGUUCUCAAUCUCUGGCUGAUUCACUUGACCGUCAGCUACGUUUUCACCAGAUGACAAUUCUAAGAAAUGCGAGGAGGUAUGUGAUCGGGUAAUUUUCAUGUAACACGUGCGAGAAUACAUGCCACAUUCGAUUACUUAUACCCGAACUUGAACGUAGUUGAACAUCGAUUAUACUUAUCCCGUAAAUCAUUUUCAAGACCCAUCGUGAGUACAUCAUACAAGACGUUAAAUUAGAAUUAUAAGCCCUGAAGGAAGAAAACGAUAAAAAAAAUGGGUAUACUUUUAUCAUCUCUGAUCAUCAUACUGUUUAAAACGACGAAAUUAUUUAUUAAUAAUAGUAUAAUUACCUGAGCUCACUUCAAAAUACAUUACAACAAUGAUGCGUUGACAUCAAAUGACUGAAAAAUCGACCAUUGAAUAUCCGAAUUGGCUGAAUAAAUUGUUAAUUAAUAUGAAGAUUUGAGCGUCGCGUCGAGGAGAAAAGGAUGAGCAUCUUUCGAAUACUUCCGAAUAUUGGAAAGAAAACCUAUAGUAAAUUAUAAUACAUAUAAUGAAGUUGUGAAAAUUUUUAUUAUAAAUAUAGAAUCUUAUAUAAAACUAUGUUUACAUUAUAUGAAUUCAUUGAAGUUACAAGUUUAUAAUUCAAAGUAAUUGUUAUAGUUGAUAUAAAUAAUUUGAAAAAAUUUAUUUUUAAUUAAUUUAAUAAAUUGACAUAAAGGAUAUAAAUUAAUAUAACUAAUAAUAUAAUUAAAAAUUUAUCUUAUUAUUUGUUAAAGUUUAUUACAGGUUUUCUUGAUAGGUAAAUAUUUUUAAAAAUGCAAGACGUUGUGAUGUGUAAAAACGUAUCAUAAAGGCGAAUAUAUUAAUUAAAAAAUAACAUUUUAUCUAAUACUUGCAUACAGACUAUUAAUCGAUUACGAUAAAUAUAUAUUUUUUUAUGUGUACAUAAAUACAACGUUCCUUCUUGUUAUCUUAUUAAUAUAAUAUAUAAUGUAUAAUUACAUAACGUAAUAUAUAUAGUAUGUAAGUUUUUGAGGCGAAUGAAAUCAUAUUCACAGCACCCGAAUAUUCGUGAUAUCCUUGAGAUAUAUCAUCAGGAUAUCCAUACAUAUCCAGGUGUUGUGAGAGCAUUAAAAAUUUAUGUAACAAGAAAUCUCGUAGGCAUUAUUAAUUAUUGUAUCAUCUAGUUAGUAAAAUCUAAUUAAUAA
Molecule: messenger RNA, 4173 nt
Organism: Leptopilina boulardi
Lineage: Eukaryota; Metazoa; Arthropoda; Insecta; Hymenoptera; Figitidae
Exons: 11
Coding region: 1211-3019 (602 amino acids)
Biological process (GO): synapse organization
Cellular component (GO): neuron projection membrane
Source: RefSeq, a predicted model, not a curated record